This is a messenger RNA of Colias croceus (clouded yellow), 1721 nucleotides long. RefSeq names its product succinate--CoA ligase [GDP-forming] subunit beta, mitochondrial (gene ScsbetaG). Lineage: Eukaryota; Metazoa; Arthropoda; Insecta; Lepidoptera; Pieridae. Gene Ontology annotation, molecular function: ATP binding; succinate-CoA ligase (GDP-forming) activity. Gene Ontology annotation, cellular component: succinate-CoA ligase complex; mitochondrion. The coding region runs from base 277 to 1551 and encodes 424 amino acids. Gene Ontology annotation, biological process: tricarboxylic acid cycle; succinyl-CoA metabolic process. The record is from RefSeq and is a predicted model, not a curated record. The transcript is spliced from 4 exons.
AAAAUGGACUGCGGUCUGCGAAUUGCGAUAUUACCUACUUUCAUACUUUUUGCUGAGUGAUAGAAAGUUCUUUUGCAGAAUAAAUGUUAGGGUUCUUUCAUAAUUGAUUGAUUUUAAAGAGUUUAAUUUUAUUAUUAACCUUAAUUAAAUAAAGCAGACGCUUUAAUCAAUUUAACAAUUUAGGUUAAUGAACUUUGUGUUUUGGAUAAAUAAAUUCUAAAUCAAGUAUUACAAUAACAUCUUAAAGUGUUUAAAUAUUCCUGAACAAAGAUCAUUAUGGCCGCUUUAAAAAAUGUUCAAAGUAUCAAGACCUUAAAUGUUUUGUUAAGGAGGAAUAUACCACAAAUAAGUUGUAGAAGAAACUUAAAUCUUCAAGAAUAUCACAGCAAAGACUUGUUAAGAAAACAUCAAGUAUCAAUACAAAAUUUCCGCUUAUUAGACUCCAAUUUGGAUCCUAAAUCUUUGUCGGAUUUUAAAGCAAAUGAAUAUGUUGUAAAAGCACAAAUAUUAGCUGGUGGUCGUGGAAAAGGACACUUUGAUAAUGGAUUCAAAGGUGGUGUUCAUUUGACUAAAGAUCCCAAUGAAAUCAUGGGCCUAGCCAAGAAUAUGAUUGGUCACAAACUAAUUACUAAACAAACUCCCAAAGAUGGUAUACUUGUGGACAAAGUUAUGGUAGCUGAAAGUGUAAAUAUUAAGAGAGAGACUUAUUUAAGUAUUAUCAUGGAAAGAAGUUACAAUGGGGCUGCUUUGGUAGCAUCACCUGCUGGAGGAAUGGAUAUUGAAGCUGUUGCUGAAAAGACUCCGCAUUUAUUAAAAACAGUACCAAUUGAUAUUCAUGAAGGAGUAACUGAUAAAAUGGCUAAUGAAAUUGCAGAAUUCUUAGAAUUUAAAGGUUCAAUGGCAAAGAAAUGUGCAGAGGAAAUUAAAAAACUAUGGGAGCUCUUCUUGAGUGUAGAUGCAACACAAUUAGAAAUUAACCCCCUUGUUGAAACAGAUGAUGGCCGAGUAGUUGCAGUUGAUGCUAAAAUAAAUUUUGAUGACAAUGCUCAAUUUAGGCAGAAAGAGAUUUUUGCUCUGGAUGAUGUAUCGGGUGUAGAUCCAAGAGAAAGAGAAGCAUCGGAAUUGAACUUGACCUAUAUUGAUAUGGAUGGCAGUAUAGGUUGCAUGGUUAAUGGAGCUGGCUUGGCCAUGGCUACAAUGGACCUUAUCAUGUUAAGUGGAGGAAGACCAGCUAACUUCUUAGACCUUGGAGGUGGUGUGGGCCAAUCACAGGUGUCAGCUGCAUUGAGAAUAUUGGAGUCAGAUCCCAAAGUGAAGGCAAUAUUUGUCAAUGUUUUUGCUGGUAUUGUAAAUUGUGCAACUGUGGCAAAUGGAAUUGUUGCAGCAUGCAAGGAGAAUCCACCAAAACACCCUCUUGUUAUCAGACUUGAAGGCACCAACUCAGUUCAAGCCAAAACAAUUCUUGAACAGUCUGGUCUCAAGUUUCAUAUUAUCAAUGACGCAGAUGAAGCUGCCAAAGCUGCUGUUAAAUUAGCUGAAGGACAGAAUUAAGAAAUACAUGACAAUAAUGUAUCGUAGUAAUGAAAUAAAUGAUUAUCAUUUUAAUUAGUUUAUAUUCUAAGCACAAAGUUUACUAUCAUUUUAUAAAUUCCGAAUUUUUAUUUGACCGAAUUAUUUUAUGUAUAAGUUGUUAUAAUAUAUUCAAAAACUUAUAAACGAGA